This is a messenger RNA of Batrachochytrium dendrobatidis JAM81, 1350 nucleotides long. RefSeq lists its product as uncharacterized. The transcript is spliced from 4 exons. Bases 1 to 1350 code for a protein of 449 amino acids. Gene Ontology annotation, biological process: intracellular zinc ion homeostasis; zinc ion transmembrane transport. The record is from RefSeq and is a predicted model, not a curated record. Gene Ontology annotation, molecular function: zinc ion transmembrane transporter activity. Gene Ontology annotation, cellular component: membrane. Lineage: Eukaryota; Fungi; Chytridiomycota; Chytridiomycetes; Rhizophydiales.
AUGGCUUUUACCAAACAGUCUCGUCUGGGUAUCCUCACUGUCUUGGUAUCGCUGUUCUUUGCCCUAGAGUUAGUUGUGGGCUACAUCACUGGCUCAGUUGCUCUUAUCGCUGAUGCUUUCCACAUGUUGUCCGACUUGUUUUCUUUAGCUGUUGCUUGGUAUGCUAUCAAGCUGGCUGCAUACACUGCAUACGACCCUCAAUACACGUAUGGUCUACAGCGAGCAGAGGUUUUGGGUGCACUUAUCAAUGGUGUGUCGCUGCUUGCACUGUGCUUUUCCAUUAGUAUCGAGGCCAUUCAGCGCUUUUUUGAGCCUGUCCAUAUUCGUAACCCCUGGCUGGUUGUCAUUACCGGUUCUGCUGGAUUGGCAAUGAACAUUUGUGGUUUGUUUUUAUUCCACGACCACAGUCACCACGGUCAUGGUCAUGGUCACAGUCAUAAUCACCAGAGCAGCCAUCAUAACCACCAACACGCUCAUGAUGAUAGUCAUCAUAAUCAUGAUGAUGGAUCUGCUCUUUCUCAGACGAGUGUCAUGGACAAUGUUUCCACUGUGGUUGCCGCUUCAUCUCCUAUUCCAUGCGAGCCUGGCCCUUCGUCAUCCAUCUCUCCACAACUCACUCCAAAGAUAUCUAGCGAUGAUGAUCGUCAUUCGCAUGAAGGCCAUUCUCGUCGAAUACUCCAUGCAAAUGAAAGCGAAAACAAUCAUAGCCAUGCACAUGGACAUGGUCAUGGCGAUCUCAACAUGCAUGGCGUGUUUCUCCAUGUUCUCGGUGAUGCAUUAGGAUCGAUUGGUGUUAUUAUCUCGACUCUCAUUAUUAUCUACGCUGAAGGUGACUGGAAGUACUACAUGGAUCCUGUCAUGUCUCUCAUCAUCACAGUGCUAAUCAUUGUCAGCACUGUUCCAUUAUGCAAAAGCGCAACAUUUAUUCUAAUGCAAAGCGUACCCAGCACAAUGCAAAUCGAUACACUUCGAUCUGAAAUCAUGACCGUAAAAGGUGUAAUCAGUAUUCAUGAACUCCAUGUUUGGCAAUUGUCAGACAGCAAGGCCAUUGCAUCUGUUCAUGUUCUUGUUCGGGAUCCAGCCGAAUCUAGCAUAGAACCUCUUCAGCCACCAUAUAUGGAGAUUGCAUCCAUGAUUAAAAAGAAACUCCAUCUGCAUGGUAUUCACAGCACCACAAUUCAGCCAGAGUUUGUUAGCAGUAAACAUUCCCAGCCAAGCUUUAGUCCAGAAAGUGGAGACGACGAUCCCACUGAGCAUGACUGCUUUUUGAGUUGUAGGGAAACGUCGUGUGAAACCCAACGAUGCUGUCCGCCAUUGCAGUUGAAGAUUGUUUCAGAUAAUUCUUUAUAA